Caretta caretta (loggerhead turtle) is the source of this 678-nucleotide messenger RNA. The record is from RefSeq and is a predicted model, not a curated record. NCBI's taxonomy places the organism in Eukaryota, Metazoa, Chordata, Testudines, Cheloniidae.
AGCGAUGAUGGGGAGAGCAUCGGGCACUGCCCCUUCUGCCAGCGCCUCUUCAUGGUUCUGCUGCUCAAGGGGAUCCCCUUUACUCUGACCACAGUGGAUAUGAAGAGGGCCCCGGAUGUGCUGAAGGAUUUUGCCCCAGGAGCCCAGCUGCCCGUGCUGCUGUAUAAUGGGGAGCCCAAAACCGACACCAACAAGAUCGAGGAGUUCCUGGAGGAGACCCUGGGCCCCCCAAACUUCCCCAGCCUGGUUCCCCGGUACAAGGAGUCCACCACGGCCGGGAACGACAUCUUCCACAAGUUCUCCGUGUUCAUCAAGAACUCGCUGCCGGCCCAGGACGAGGUGCUACAGAAGAACCUGCUGAAGGCCCUCCUGAAGCUGGACAGGUACCUGAGCACCCCCCUGGAGUACGAGCUCGCCCAGGACCCCAGCCUCACCGUCUCCCAGAGGAGGCUCCUGGACGGCGAUCAGCUGACACUGGCCGACUGCAGCCUGCUGCCCAAACUUAACAUUGUCCAUAUCGUGUGCAAACACUACCGGCAGCUGGGGAUCCCCCAGGAGCUGCGCGGGGUCUGGCGCUACCUGGACAGUGCCGGCGAGGCCAAGGAGUUCAAAUACAGCUGCCCCAAGAGCGAGGAGAUCGUGCAGGCCUAUCGCACCGUGGUGAGGCCGCUCAAGUAG